UCGGGCCCUUCCUCCUUUUCCGCAUCCCUGAGAGGCUGAUGCCAAGAUGAACGACACAGUGACAGUCAGAACCCGGAAGUUUAUGACAAACCGGCUGCUUCAGAGGAAGCAAAUGGUUGUUGAUGUCCUCCAUCCAGGCAAAGCCACAGUCCCUAAGACUGAGAUCAGGGAGAAGCUGGCCAAAAUGUACAAGACCACCCCCGAUGUGGUGUUCGUCUUCGGCUUCAGGACACAGUUUGGUGGUGGCAAGACGACAGGUUUCGCCAUGGUCUACGACUCUCUCGACUACGCUAAGAAGAACGAGCCCAAGCACAGACUGGCCAGGCACGGUCUCUAUGAGAAGAAGAAGUCCUCCAGAAAACAGCGCAAGGAACGCAAGAACAGAAUGAAGAAAGUACGAGGUACCAAGAAAGCCAGUGUGGGUGCUGCUGGCAAAAAGUGAGCCCGGAGAAUCAGGGAUGGUCCUCGUGCUCAAGAUGUUCUUGUAUAUUGUCAUCAAAUAAAACAUUUGGAAAAGUCA
This is a messenger RNA of Oncorhynchus nerka (sockeye salmon), 520 nucleotides long. RefSeq names its product ribosomal protein S24. Gene Ontology annotation, biological process: translation. NCBI's taxonomy places the organism in Eukaryota, Metazoa, Chordata, Actinopteri, Salmoniformes, Salmonidae. The transcript has 5 exons. The coding region runs from base 47 to 442 and encodes 131 amino acids. The record is from RefSeq and is a predicted model, not a curated record. Gene Ontology annotation, cellular component: ribosome. Gene Ontology annotation, molecular function: structural constituent of ribosome.